CUAUCACAUCAACAAACGUCUGUACGACCUCGAACCAACUUGUUUAUUACGCAUUCAUGAGAUAUAGGCAAGUUUAUAUAAAAGGUGGUCUCCUCUAUUUUGUGUGCUUCUACAAGUAAUUCGUAGCUGUCAAGAAUGACGACGGGCUUUGACAUGGAAAACAGUGUAAAGCAGCACGUAUUUGCAAAAGGGGGCGAUGCUCUGCAUACGUGGCAGUGCAUUAUACCGAUUAUAAGCUCACAUUCUAGCCAUAUAUAUAGAAUUUGAAGAAGACAUGGGUAGACAGAGUUCGGUACAAUGUUGACAUUCGGAUCCCGGUAAUCCUGAUUUCAUAGUGAGGGGUUAAAAUCAUAUUGUUUGCUAUCGAGGUACAGCAAAAUACACCAGAAACUAGCCUUCAACAAAGUAAAUGUCAUCAAAUUUAACCAGCCGAUUCUUGUCAAACCUUCGAUGCUAAUAACCGCAACAUUAGCUACAAAGCAGGCUAAUAAAACUGAAGGUCAAGGACGCUGACAUUAGUCACCGCUUUAUCUAAAAGCACAUAGGACCCAAUGCACAGAUACUUUAGGAUAGAUAGACUAUAAACUCCACUAACAACAUGAGGAUUUUCACGGUUGUAGCAGUAAUCCUUUCUGGAUCUAUCGAACUCGUUCGGCGCGCAGUUGCUCAGGACGCAGGUUCAAUAAGAGAUGCGCCAUCCGAGGGAGACCUUAAUGGCUCGAAUUUUACGUAUCCUUUUCCUCUGAAGACGUAUAAGUUUACGUCGCAACAUCAAGAGCUUGAAAUGGCAUUCAUGGAUCUUUCACCGACAGUUGAACCGAAUGGAAAGGUCGCUAUCUGCCUACACGGAAAGAAUUUCUGUGGACCUACUUGGGAGGCGACAGCUAGACAACUUUCGGCAGCAGGCUAUAGAGUUAUCUUGCCGGAUCAAGUUGGCUUUUGCAAAUCCUCCAAGCCGAAGUCGUAUCAAUAUACGCUACAACAGCUCUCAUAUAACACGAGAAACUUGCUACAUGCGUUAGGCGUUGAGAAUGUGACUGUGAUCGGCCACUCUCUGGGAGGCAUGACAUCCGUGCGCUUCGGCUUGAUGUUCCCUGAAAUUGUUGAGAAGCUUGUCCUGGUGAACCCCCUUGGAUUGGAGGAUUGGAAGGCCCUCGGUGUGCCGUAUGAAAGCAUCGACGACCUAUACGUCUCCGAGUCUGCAAGCAACUACACGUCUAUCCGAGCAUAUGAGCAAUCAACGUAUUAUGUAGGGAAGUGGGAAGACUCAUACGACGUAUGGGUGAAUAUGCUAGUCAAUAUCUACCAGGGGAGCCAAGCGUCUACAUUUGCUUUCGACCAAGCACUUGUUACUGAUAUGGCCUUGAGUGCGCCAGUGGUAUAUGAAUUCGGCUUGCUAAAGCCCCAGACUCUUUUGCUGAUAGGCGACAAAGAUAACACAGCACUGGGCAAGCAAUGGAGCCCACCGGAGGUGCAGGCUAAAUUAGGCCACUAUGAUGUGUUGGGGAAACAGGCUGCUGCUGCCAUACCAAAUGCAGACUUGAUAGAAUUCGCCGAUUUAGGACACGCGCCUCAAAUUCAAGAACCAGAUAGCUUUCAUGAGGCUUUGCUAGGGUGGUUAGGGGGAUGAUGACUUGAACCGCCCAUAAAAUGUAUAUAGAACUCUACACAUAAACACUGGAUUUCAAACGA
Messenger RNA from Daldinia loculata, 1692 nucleotides. Its product is annotated as alpha/beta-hydrolase. The record is from RefSeq and is a predicted model, not a curated record. The transcript has a single exon. The coding region runs from base 599 to 1630 and encodes 343 amino acids. Lineage: Eukaryota; Fungi; Ascomycota; Sordariomycetes; Xylariales; Hypoxylaceae.